This is a messenger RNA of Angiostrongylus costaricensis, 1257 nucleotides long. Lineage: Eukaryota; Metazoa; Nematoda; Chromadorea; Rhabditida; Metastrongylidae. The record is from the annotation of a GenBank genome assembly.
AUGACUGCCGACAUCCGUUCACCGGACGUCGUCACAGCGCCAUGUUUCCCGACAAAUCCUGAUAUUCACAAACUUGGGCAAGGAAAGCAGCAUGUCUUGGCACAUGAGAUCGGUCAGGGAUCAUUAUGUCGCAAAUGUGACUGUUCUGGACUCGAUCUGCACUUCUGGAGGAAACUAUGCAAAAAUUGUGGUUGUCGCAUGGAUGAACACGACGUGCAACUACCGAACCGUUCUGAUCACGGUCAAAUCAUUAUUGGACGAUUGUUCCAUGCAAAAGAUCAUUUCGAGACCAAGCUAGCUGAAUCGCUUAAACUUCCGGCUAUCGGUGAACAGUCGUCGUUGCACAGCUCAACUUCUUCCGACUCAUCAUCGCAUAAAGUCGGCCCACAUCGGAGAACGUCGUUUGUCGAGGAUCGAACACUUCCGACGGCUGCUUAUAAUUUUAAGUUGGAGAACGAUAAAGGCACCAACAAGACAGUAACCGAGUACAGCUGGGUUCCGGUGCCGGAUAAAUCGCUAGUCGAACGCUACAUGCAGGCGCUUCCCGAACACGAACGCCCAAUUGUCGGCUCAAUUGGUGAACAAAAUCGCAAAUCUCGACUACAAUAUCAGUUACCACUCUAUGAUUGCAACGUUGAAGAUGCCAGAUUCGCCGUUGAGAAGGAUAAGGAGGUGCUACGCCGAUUUGUGGAGAAUGUUCGCAAGCAUGUGAUAGGAGUCGGUCAAGUGAAGGAAGUGACAUCGAGAAGAGGUGCUCCUCGAUCGGAAACCGGUGAACUCGAUGAUCUUACACAUGAUAUCGACGAAAUCUCUUUAGGAACUGUGAAGUGCAAAUCAUGUGCGGCCACGAUUCCAGUUGGUGACGUUGGUAUCAAAACGGAUCACGGAUCGAAGAGCCUGAUCUUCGCUCGCGAAUACACAUUUGCUGAGGAGAAAUCGUGGCACUUUGAUCAUUUUGCGUGCUUCAAGUGCGAUUUUCGACUCGGUGGUCACCGUUACAUGACGAAGAACGAUCAACCGCAUUGUAUCGACUGCUACAUGAAGUACUUCGCCAGGAGCUGUGACACAUGUGGAGAGAAAAUUGGAGCUGACGAAAAGCGUCUGAACUAUCAGGACUAUCACUGGCAUGCCAAGAGGGAAUGCUUCCAUUGUCGUCAAUGUGAUAUGGAUUUGAUCGGAAAGAAAUUCUUAUUCAAAGAUCGUAAUCUGUUUUGUUCAUCACAGUGUAAAGCGGCGUAUCGCAACAAAUUAUUAUAG